Messenger RNA from Amorphotheca resinae ATCC 22711, 1305 nucleotides. RefSeq names its product glycoside hydrolase family 17 protein. Gene Ontology annotation, cellular component: cell surface; fungal-type cell wall; extracellular region. The record is from RefSeq and is a predicted model, not a curated record. Gene Ontology annotation, biological process: cell wall organization. The transcript has a single exon. Gene Ontology annotation, molecular function: 1,3-beta-glucanosyltransferase activity; glucan endo-1,3-beta-D-glucosidase activity. NCBI's taxonomy places the organism in Eukaryota, Fungi, Ascomycota, Leotiomycetes, Helotiales, Amorphothecaceae. The annotation marks the transcript as partial.
GCUGCCACCUCGACCGCUAUCCCAUCCAGUGGAACAUACACCGUUGGAGGUGUCACGACUGUCGUUGAGACCGCGACCACCGUUGUCUGCCCAUAUGCGACUACCACCACCUCGGCCGGAGAGGUCACCAGCACCAUCCUGACCACCACCUACGUCUGCCCAUCGGCUGGUACAUACACCAUUGCUCCCUUGACCACCACCUACACCGAGUCCACCGUCUGGGUCUACCCAACCCCAGCUUCGUACCCGGCCGGCACCUACACCCAGCCUGAGGUCGUGACCACCGUUACCGAGACCGGCUUCGUCUUCUUCUGCCCCUUCAGCACCCCGACCCCGAGCCCGGCCCCUGUUCUCUCAACUUCGCCUGCUCCAGCGCCCCCGGCUAUCUCAUCUCCAGCUAUCUCAUCUCCGGCUGCCCCAUCCCCUGUCGCCUCUUCCCCAUCUGCCUCGUCCCCAGCUCCUGUCGCGACUUCCUCCCCUGCCAGCUCUGGAUCCAACAACGGCCAGCUUGGAACCGCCGGACCCCAGUGGGCCAUCACCUACACUCCCUACGCCAACAACGGAAACUGCAAGAGCGCCAGCGACGUCGACUCUGAUAUCGCAGACAUCGCUAGCAAGGGGUUCACCAGUGUCCGCGUCUACAGCACCGACUGCUCCAGUCUCGAGAACAUCGGAGCUGCCUGCAAGGCCCACGGCCUCAAGAUGAUCCUUGGUGUCUUCAUCAGCGACACUGGCUGCUCCGGCGCCGAAGAGCAAGUCUCCCAGAUCAUCUCCUGGGCUCAGUGGCCUCUCGUCGAGCUGAUUGUCAUUGGUAACGAGGCCGUUCUCUCCGGUUACGCGACCGCCAGCGAGCUCGCCGGUUUCAUCUCUUCCUCCGCCUCAAAGUUCCAGGCCGCAGGAUACAACGGACCUUACACCACUACCGAGCCCCUUAACAUCUGGCAAGAGAACACCGAGACUCUCUGCGCUGUCGUCGAUGUUGUCGGCUGCAACAUCCACCCCUUCUUCAACCCCGCCAUCGAUGCUGAGCACGCCGGUUCCUUCGUCGCCAGCCAGCUCAAGCUCGUCGACGCCCUGUGCCCCGGCAAGUACGGUAUCAACCUGGAGACCGGAUGGCCUUCCGGCGGUAUCUGCAACGGUAUCGCAUGCCCCGGCGCUUCUGAGCAAGCCACCGCCAUCAAGGGCAUCACUGCCGCCGCUGGAGGCAAGUCCGUCAUGUUCUCGUACUCCAACGAUGAGUGGAAGGCCCCUGGUCAAUUCGACUGCGAGCAGAGCUGGGGUGCCAUCCAGCUGUUCACACUGUAA